This is a messenger RNA of Electrophorus electricus (electric eel), 1946 nucleotides long. The record is from RefSeq and is a predicted model, not a curated record. NCBI's taxonomy places the organism in Eukaryota, Metazoa, Chordata, Actinopteri, Gymnotiformes, Gymnotidae.
CUUGGGUGCUGUAGAGGGUACGGGGAAGAAAUCCCGAAUUCCCAUAAAGCAGUUUGCAGUUAGCAUACAUAUUGUGUUUAUGGACGUUUCAGCCAGGUCGGGGGGAACUUAAAAUGUAUUGCUGGAGAAGUUGCUGCAGCUAGCAGGCUCCAACUCUGGGGGCACUUGUAGGCAUGAAAAGGAGAAGGUCUGAGAGUGAACAGUUCGAGUCCAAUACAUUGCCCAUGCCUCCGACGCUUUCUAAAGAUGAGGUUCAAAGGAUGGUCUCCCAAGAGGUGCAAUCUGCAAUUGAACAGUCCGACAAAAUGAUGAAAGCUCUGAUGGAACGAAUUCAGGAGAUAGAUGGUGAACCCAGAUAUAGCACAAGAAUAAAAAAACUAGAAGCACAUGUGAAGAAAGUGAAACGAAGAGGCGAUGCUGUCUUUGCCUACAUACGACAACGUGGCACUUCGGAGUUCUCCCAGGAUCAGCAACAAUCACUUGCUUCAAAAUUUGGCACUUCCACUGGUCCAGCUCAGACUCUGGGCUCUGUAACCAAGACAACAAACCUAAACAGUUUUGCACACAGCUCUGGAGGGUCUGGCGACAGCACGUCAACGUCAUCAACAGAGCUUGACUCUGAGGGGGGCACAGUGAGAAAACCCAAAGAAGGCUUCUGGCAGAGUUUGCGCUCCAAGAAGCAGAUAGUUGACUUGACGGAUGAAGGUGAAGCCUGCAGACGGAAUAAGAAAACACACGCUGAUUGCCCUCCUACAAAACAAACAUCAGCGCAGAAAGAUAUGGAUACCAGUUUCUCUCCACUUGAGCAGCCAAAGAGCCCUUGUCUUGCUGUUGUGAAGAACAGGAGUCCGGAGGCACAAGGGGUGCAGUUUCAACAGACCGACCUGUGGACGCAGCUUCCUCCGUUCCCGGAUACUCCGUUUCCCCAGCAGCUGCCUGUCGUGGCGGCCACAAAGAACAUGCCCCAGAAGCCUGUGGUGAAGGUGGCUCGCAUCACCAAUCCGCAAAGCAUAGCCCUCCUGUGGAACGUGGAGGAGGAAGACCCGCACGCUGCCGACAUGGACUGCUACUACAUAUACGUGACCCAGCAGCACAGCGACGGUACCUUUUCCAAGUGGAAGACCAUGGGAGUGGUGAAAGCCAUUCCCCUGCCCAUGGCGUGCCGGGUGUCCGACCAUUCAGGCGGAAAGACGCUCAGCUUCAUCCUAGUAGGGAAGGAUAUCUACGGCCGCUACGGGCCGUACAGCGACGUGCAGACUGUCUUAGGUGGGAAAACAUGACUCUUCUUGUCCGUGACCCCUCAGCAUUUAGUAUCUUAACAGCUGGCUCUAUAAAUUUUAAAGUUACUGCCCUUGUUUAGUCAGAUUAGUGGUUGGAGCGCAAAUCUGGAAGGUAGCGGACCCCCCCCCCCCCCCAUGAACUGGGGGGUUGGGGGAUCUUUUCUAUGAUUUUGUACAAAAUCAGGUAAUGUAACAAAUGUUAUCAAUAAAAUGUAAUAAAUGUUUACUUAUUUAGAUUUGGAACCUGGAAAUUCAGUUCAUGUAGACAAAAGUAAAACAUUAGUUGCCAUUGUACGAACUUGAAAUGGAUGGGUGAAGUAAAAGUAAAGUAAUGGCCUGGAAAAGUUACAAGUAGUUGAUCUUUAAUGUAAAAUACAUUUGAAUGACUUAAAAAAACAAGCAAAACAUUUAGCCCUUGAUUGGGGUCAGUCAGUGGAAACAUAGGCAACUAUAGGCAUCAGACACAGCGCACGAGCGUCCAAACAAAAAGCUGCCAAUGUGAUUUCAUUCAAAUUUUAAAAACCUUGAGUAAUAUCCAAUGAGAUCACUUCAUAUGGAAACAAUGUAAGGAAAGGGUUCAAGCUUGUAAAAAUAAUACUUCAUUACCAAAAUGAACAGCAAUGUAUUUGGUCUACAUAAAUACAGAUCAAUUUAAUCUUUUCUCAA